AAAAAGGCGGAGCCUAUCUCUCAUCAGGACCAGUCUGACUGCACCUGCAUCCUUAGCUCAGAGCAUCCUUGGAGCAUCUUAAGAGGAGGGCGCAGCUGGCAACCAGGGAUCGGACCGUCGCAGGGGACGUCCGCCAGAUACCUUCCCCCUACCCUGACCUACAGCUCCACAGCGGCGACCUCGGUACUGGCCAGGGGUUCCCAGAGUUGUCUGACCAUUACGAGAGCAUUUAUAGCAACAGCCUCUGAUUACGACAUGGCUGAGAUCACCAAUAUCCGACCUAGCUUUGAUGUGUCACCAGUGGUGGCUGGCCUCAUCGGGGCCUCUGUACUGGUGGUGUGUGUUUCAGUGACUGUCUUUGUCUGGACAUGCUGCCAUCAGCAGGCAGAGAAGAAGCACAAGACCCCACCGUACAAGUUUAUUCACAUGCUCAAAGGCAUCAGCAUAUACCCAGAGACCCUCAGCAACAAGAAGAAAAUCAUCAAAGUGCGGAGAGACAAAGAUGGCCCUGGGAGGGAAGGUGGCCGCGGGAACCUGUUGGUGGAUGCAGCAGAGGCUGGCCUGCUGAGCCGAGACAAGGAUCCCAGGGGGCCCACCUCUGGAUCUUGUAUAGACCAAUUGCCCAUCAAAAUGGACUAUGGGGAAGAACUGAGGAGCCCCAUUACAAGCCUGACCCCUGGGGAGAGCAAAACCACCUCUCCAUCAUCUCCAGAGGAGGAUGUCAUGCUAGGAUCCCUCACCUUCUCAGUGGACUAUAACUUCCCGAAAAAAGCCCUGGUGGUGACAAUCCAGGAGGCCCAUGGGCUGCCAGUGAUGGAUGACCAGACCCAGGGCUCUGACCCCUACAUCAAAAUGACCAUCCUUCCUGACAAGCGGCAUCGGGUGAAGACCAGAGUGCUGCGGAAGACCCUGGACCCCGUGUUUGAUGAGACCUUCACCUUCUACGGAAUUCCUUACAGCCAAUUGCAGGACCUGGUGCUACAUUUCCUCGUCCUCAGCUUUGAUCGCUUCUCUCGGGAUGACGUCAUUGGGGAGGUGAUGGUGCCAUUGGCUGGGGUGGAUCCCAGUACAGGCAAGGUACAACUGACCAGGGACAUCAUCAAGAGGAACAUCCAGAAGUGCAUUAGUAGAGGGGAGCUCCAGGUGUCUCUGUCAUAUCAGCCGGUGGCACAGAGAAUGACAGUGGUGGUCCUCAAAGCCAGACACUUGCCGAAGAUGGAUAUCACCGGUCUCUCAGGUAAUCCUUAUGUCAAGGUGAACGUCUACUACGGCAGAAAGCGCAUUGCCAAGAAGAAAACCCAUGUAAAGAAGUGCACUUUGAACCCCAUCUUCAAUGAGUCUUUCAUCUAUGACAUCCCAACCGACCUCCUGCCUGACAUCAGCAUCGAGUUCCUCGUCAUCGACUUCGAUCGCACCACCAAGAACGAGGUGGUGGGGAGGCUGAUCCUGGGGGCACACAGUGUCACAAGCAGUGGUGCCGAGCACUGGAGAGAGGUUUGCGAGAGUCCCCGCAAGCCUGUAGCCAAGUGGCACAGUCUGAGCGAGUACUAAUCCUGUUCUUCUCGCCUCUAACCCUGGGGCCAGGCUGGGGAGGGACAUGGUGGGGAGAGAUGUCAGAGAAGCGGACUCAAAACCUCAUUUUAGUUGUAGAAGAAAAUUUCUUACAAAACAAACCCGACAAGGAACAUCCCACAUCACCACAGCCGCAGAUCAGUUCUUAGCAAAGACGAUUUUUUUUCUCCUUUGCAAGGCACUAGAAAUUCUUUUGUUUUUUAAAUGGGGCGGGGAAAGAGAGGGAAAGACCCCUACAAGUCUAUAUAUAACACUGUAACCUUAUACUUGCAUGUCUAAUACAAACUGAAGAAAUUAGCCUAAUUGCCAAUAUCAAGUUGCAGAUUUUAAUCCAUGAAAAUUGUGUUUUGUGCCGAAUCGUAUUUGCUGAUUACCUGAAAUUGGCCUCUUUUUACUGGGCUUCUCUGGAGAGUUAGUCCUUCUCCCCACCUUGGCAGAAAACAAAUUUUUGCUCUUGUAAAGCCUCAUGUUUUCACUAUCUCCAUCUUUUCUCCCUGUUACCUCUCACGUCUCUGCUCUUUGGCUGAGACCAAGGUCCAGAGGUCUAUAGUAAGCCAAGAAACAAAGGUUGAGUGAAAAGGCAGGGUUUGCAAGAGAAGGAGUAAUUGAGCAGGGGGGUAUUUUUGCUGUUAAUCUUCCUGCUCUGAAGGGGUAGUUGGUAGUCUAUGACUCACUGGUAGCCCCAGCAAAGCACAUAAAACUCAUCAGACUUACCAGGAAGAAGUUGGAUUUACAAAACUAGACAAUUUCUUUAAAAUGAGCUUUGGAGGCUUCAAAUUCAGCUCUAGGAGAAUACCAGUGAACUCACCCAGAUGAUUCCAAAUGUUAUUUGCAGGUAUGAGGACAAGGAGGAGAGAAAUGAGAGGACCUCCAUCCCCUUUGGUAGUUAUAUCCGGUAGUGACAGCCAUUCCUUAGCUGAUGGGUUGGAAGUCCUCAGAGGUUGGAAGGAUUACAUCGGCCUUUGUUUUUCCAGGAAGGCUGACCAUGGAGAAUAAGAAUCUUCUCAGGUGACUCAGAUGUUACAAUGAAGUAAGUUUUGCUUCAUGAAAGGCCCUCAGAAAUGAUUAUUUCUCCUUGAAAUUUUCAAUAAUAGCUCUUAAAAAAUAACAGUGUGGCUGAGUAGUAAUGGUAACUUGGGGUGGGCAUAGUGGUGCCCAUCAACUCUGGAGGCAGAGGCAGGAGGAUUGCAAGUUAGAGACCAACCUGGGCAACUUAGCAAAACCCUGUCUCAAAAUAAAAAAUAAAAGGGCUGGGGAUAUGGCUCAGUUGGUAGAGUGCUUGCCUCACAUGCAUAAGGCCCUGGGUUCAAUCCCCAGCACCACAAAAAAAAAAAAAAAUAUAUAUAUAUAUAUAUAUAUAUAUAUAUAUAUAUAUAUGAAAAAAAUAAAAAGGGGUAGGAUGUAGCUCAGCGGUAGAGUCCCUGGGUUCCAUUCUUAGGACCGCAAGAUAAAAAGAAAAGUAACCUGAAUGUUUUCAGAACCUCUUUUCCCUCAAAACAAAGUACAUCAUUCUUGGAACUUCUGAGUCUCAUGACAUGGUAAAGGGAUGAGGGAAACACUGGGCAGAACAGGUUGAGAGAUUCAGUGUUGUGCUGGAAUUCGAAUUCAGGACUCCUCACUCCUAGUGUAGCUUUGUCUCCACAGUUGAGACUUUUCAUAUGGCAGAGGCCUCAUUACCCACAGGUGAGCUUGGACAGGCAGUACAGAUUUUUUUUCAGUCUGAAGAGGAACGCAAUCAAAUAAACAACAGCUUGAUUAAGGGCCUGAAAGAGUAACCGAGAUUGGAUUGUCCACUUCAAUCCACAAGAUCCUUCCUUUCCAACUUGCUUCUGAGAAGGGAAUACAAGCGUUGAGUCUGCAUGGACAGGGUGGUAUGGUAACAUUGCCUUUGUUGUUCCCUUAGCUCUAGUGGAUUUAAAUCCCAUCUGUAUCUCCCACACACUCCAGUUCUUUUGUUUGGUUUUUCUUUGAACCCAUAUUUCUUGACAAUGCAGAGCAGUUCUGUGCAGGCACAAAGCCCACUCUCUGUUUGUAUUCCUGACAUUCCCCCUCCGGUCCCCAUAAUCCAACUCACUAUCUCAUUCAUCAUCAUUUGGGGUCACGCACUACUAGUCUCUGUCCUUUAAUCUAUAGAGUGUAAAUACUGUAUCAUACGUAGAAGAAAAUAAUUUUUGUUUUCUAAAAAUGCAUUUCAAGAUAGUUUAAUGUAAAUUUGGCAGGAGCACUCUGAAGCCCCAUUAGGAAAACUUUUAAAUGGUUCCUCUUCAUCGCCUUAAUGUCUAAAGAUCAGAAAUCGCUAAGCAACCCGCUUUUGUUUCCUUCCCAGAAACAAUGCAAAGCAACAGGUGGAGGUAGUCUGGUCUUUGCCCUGCUGUGUGUGCCUCUGUAGCUCCUCCUGACGUCAGUCUGGGAAGACAACCUCACCCCACUCCUCUCUCCCCCACCUCCUUGUAGCUUUAUACCUUUCAUUCUUUGGGUCUACGGAGCAGUGGAUGGUGAGGUGCCAGGGGAGGAACCAGUGGUAGGCUAGGAGCUGCCUCCGUGUCUUUUGCCAGAAAAAGGCGAAGAGGUGGACAGUACAGGGUUCCCCCCUCCUACCUCAGGCCUGAUCCAUCGUGCCCUGCAUUUUGCUGUCCCAAAGUUUCUUAGCUAACUUUGGUUUUCGAAUUUGUUCUUUCCAGAGCUAACUGGGAAGGGUGGAGUCAGUUGAAAGACAAGAGAGUCACAUCCUACCUUUUGCACAAAGCACUCGUGGUCAGGAAUAGGUUAGGGAAUGGUCACUUCUGAUUUUCCAAGAGCCAGUCCUUCUGUCUGUAUAUCUUGAUUCCCUUGAGACAAGAGUUUUUCAUAAUAACAGAAAUCCCUGUAUGAGUUAUUCCUUAUUUCAGUUCUCAGAGGAGCACAGCCAAGAUGUACAUGUUGAUGGACCGUGCUCUAGGUAUGAGAACAGAGCUGGUUUGUGGGACAGGGGUGGCUUGCUCAGGAGAGGGAAAAUGCAAGUCCCUUUUGGAAGGCUUUUACUAUGGCCAUGACAGUGACAUUGCCCUCACCAUGAUCCCUCUCCAAAGUGGUCGUCUUUCUUUACCUUGUGUCUUCUCUUGUAAAAAUGAAACAAAAAUAAAAUGUGUCAAAUUAAAAAAACAAAAAAAACAAAAAAACAAAUGAAAAGCUAACAUGAAUUGUGUGAAAUUGCAUAAUGCUGUAACGCUAACCUACAAUAUGUAAUGCUAUCUUGUAUGUUGAAUUUGUUAAUGCACCACACCAGUGCAAAAUAAAGACUGAUUCACAUUAAAUAGGCACAGUAAUGUCA
This is a messenger RNA of Marmota monax (woodchuck), 4882 nucleotides long. It is a transcript of the gene Syt11, whose product is annotated as synaptotagmin 11. Gene Ontology annotation, cellular component: membrane; axon; synapse. The transcript is spliced from 4 exons. Gene Ontology annotation, biological process: calcium-ion regulated exocytosis; regulation of calcium ion-dependent exocytosis; regulation of dopamine secretion. The record is from RefSeq and is a predicted model, not a curated record. Gene Ontology annotation, molecular function: phosphatidylserine binding; SNARE binding; clathrin binding. Bases 256 to 1551 code for a protein of 431 amino acids. NCBI's taxonomy places the organism in Eukaryota, Metazoa, Chordata, Mammalia, Rodentia, Sciuridae.